Brassicogethes aeneus is the source of this 1740-nucleotide messenger RNA. The record is from the annotation of a GenBank genome assembly. Lineage: Eukaryota; Metazoa; Arthropoda; Insecta; Coleoptera; Nitidulidae.
AUGCAGGAAUUCAUGCGCUCCCCGAAGGAGUCGGUCGCAUUUGAUAGCAUUAUUGAGUUGAAGAACAAGAUCACAAGAGUUUUCGGCGAAGAUCCAAGAAAGAUGCUAGCCAACGCCAACUUCAGCCGAGAUUUUAUCAAAUCUUACGAAAAUCCGGGAAAAGAAAUUUCAAAUCUGAUUUCUUCGCACCGCAAGGCUCAACUGUUAGAAAACAGAAGAAGAUUGUAUCCGAUUAUUGAGACAAUUAUUCUUUGCGGGCUUCAGAAUUUUCCAAUAAGAGGGCAUAGAGACGAUGGUAAACUUGUUUCUGAAUCUACGACUAACGAAGGGAACUUUCGGGCUCUAUUGAAAUUUCGAGUUGCUUCUGGUGAUAAUGACUUGGCAAAUCAUUUACAAACUACUUCAUCGAAAGCAACAUAUAUUAGCAAAACAACGCAAAACGAGUUAAUUGAUUGUUGCAAAGAAGAAAUUCAAGAAAGUUUGAUAGAGAGAGUAAAAAAUGCCAAAGUUUAUGCGAUUGGGUUUGACGAAACAACAGAAUCGGGUCAUAUUGAACAACUUAGUCUUAGUUUGCGCUACAUUUAUAAGGGAAAAAUUAGAGAAGAUUUCAUAACAUUUGUCGAUGAUUACGUUUCGAUUCGCGAGGAAGAUAUUGAGAAUCAAGAAAAACGGUUAUCUGGUGUAGCAUUAGCUCACAUUGUGAUAGAUAUUAUAAAAAAAUUCGGGCUUACUUUAGAAGAUUGCGUUGGGAUUGCGACAGAUGGAUGUUCUGUUAUGACAUCAUCAUUAAAAGGAGCAGUUCAAGAAAUAAUUAAGAUUUGUCUAAAUGCUAGGUAUUGUCCAUGUUUUAACCACUCACUUAAUAAUUCCCUAGCAAAAACUUCAAAAGUGCCCCAAACAAGAGAUUGUAUCGCAACAAUGAAAAAUAUUAUAAGGUUUGCAAAUGCUUCACCGAAACGAAAUAAAGUUUUUACAAAUCACCUAGGUGAAUCAUUAAGUGGAUUGUGUGAAACACGAUGGGCAGAAAAACACGAUGGCAUAAUACAGUUUGAAAACCAUGUAACACGAAUGGUAACAGCUCUGGAAGAAAUUUCCAAAUGGCAAGAUCCGAAAACAACUUCAGAUGCUCGUUCUUUGAUAAGGUCAAUAUGUUAUACUGAGUUUAUCGUUUCCAUGAUUUCUUUGAGCGAUGUGCUUUCCGUAACUCGACCUCUAAGCUUACUUUUGCAAGCUCCAUCAAUAGAUUUAAAUCAAGCUACAGAAGCAUUAAAAAAUACUUUGAAUGUUCUAAUAAAUUUUCGAAAUAAUGCCGAAUCUCAUUUUUCUGAACUUUUUACAAAAAUAUUGAGUAUGGCCGAACAAUUAAAAUUUGACAUUGAUAUUCCUAGACUUGCGAAAAAACAAAUAUACCGCGAAAACCACCCUGCGUCUAGUGCUAAAGAGUAUUAUCGUAGGACAAUUUUUGUUUCAUUACUGGAUCACAUUGUACUAGAUCUCCAAGAAAGAUUGCCAAAAGAAACAUUGGAAGUAUUCGAUUUAAAUUUACUACUUCAAUCAAAAAUUAUAAAAAAUCAUAAUCAGGAAAAAAAAGAUAAUGCUUUAAAGCUAGUAAUAUCUCUUGGAGAACGAUACAAAUGUUUCUUAGGAAAAAGCACAGUGAAUCUUAAAGGAGAGUACGAGCCACUCUUCCAAUUAGUAACGCUACUUGCGAAAGAAGCUUUUCAACUCUUCGCCGUUUGA